UUGGACAAAGAUUGCUCAAAUAAGUUCAGUAGCUCAAGAUAUUAACAACGACAUUCUGAGAUUAACUCCUAUGAUGUAAUUGUUUCAGUUAAAGUAAAUAAGUAAUACUCAUGUUUUUCCAUAUUCAAGAAGUUUUGGACCGUCAGUCCAGUUGACUGAGAAGUUUCCCCGAUCAAGCAAGAUAAUGGUGUACUUGGGCUUCCGGCUUUUCUCCAGCGCUUCCUCAUUACUUUGCUGAGCUCUUUGUCGUGAACAAAGACAACUCUACUGAAGUAUUUAUAUAGGCAAAUUGCAAAGAGCAAUUGGACUCCAGACUGAUUUGUGUUGCGUGUUUCCAGCAUUUCUAAUUUUGGCUGGUCUGAUUUGCCUUCUGCGUUUCAAUUGCCACGAGAGCUUUGUGCCAAUUUGCAGUUUUAAAAAAUUCAUUCAAUUCACACCUAAAAUAUUUUUUUUGACCGAAUGGCACAUCAUUUAUAUAUUGUUGAAUUUGUUAAAACUCUUUCCUCUGUGCGGAUCUUAACGGCUAAUCUAAAGUUGCUACCUUCCUUUUCCAGCUAAAAAAGCUCACAACGAUAAUCUCUGUGAAAUUGCCGUAAGCCAGCAAUCUGUGUGUUUGCUCUAAGUUGUAAUAGACAAAUUUUCGAUUUUUGGUAUUCAUAUCGAUUUUUUCUAUACAUUUUAUGUAUUGAUGUACAUUUUUACGUGAAAUUUUUUUUUAUCAGGCUAGAUUAUGGAUGAAGAAAAGUUGGCCGCCGGAGAUGGUAACAAUGGAAGAUCAACUGCAGUGACUAAAUCCUGGAUUUCGGGAGUUUUUUUCAGCCUUGCAAGAUUCAUUGUGAACUCACCUGUGAAUUUGUACACGUUCGUUGCCCGCCAUUUUCUACAGAGGUUGAGAUUGUCUUCAACAACACAAAUGGGGCACAUUGAGAAUUUUUCGGGAAACAAGACAGAUGAUUGGGGAGAAUCGGUGCUGCAAAGAGUACAUAUGCUGGAACGUCGAAUCUCUGAGUUGGAGAUGCGAGCUGGAAAGAUUCCCAACCGCCCCCCUGUGACUUUCCAAACUGUUGCUGAGGCAACAAUCCACAAUUCCUACGAACUGGGAGGAGUAGUUUCUGAAGGCAAGCCUCAGAAGAGUGCAGCAGCUGCAAAUAAGCGAAAGCCAAGCCAGUUACCCACCACUCCAAUUAAAGCUGCCAGAAAGCUUCCUCAUUUAGAUACCAAUAUUCUGUCUGGGUUCGGAAGUGCUUCCGAAACAGCCAAGGAUUUUACAGAGCCGAAUACACCAAACAGUCCUCUUGGUCUGAAAACGUCUACAUUGACGCCUCGAAGCCUGCAAUCGGCCGCUUCAAGGUGCAAAAGUAGUCCACGAGCUAAACUGCCAUUGAAGAAAGCUAAACAGGAUUAUGAAGCUUUGAUUAGUAGUCCAAAUAUCAACCGCCGAAUCUCGUAUGGAAAGCCGAAGGCUGACCGAAUGGGACGUUGGAAAGAACCAAGUAUCAAAAGAAAGAAAUCCAAAAUUAUAAUUUCAAAGACUGCUUCGGACAAAGAAAACUCGGUACCUUAAACUGCAUAGUUGCUUUUGAUUCAUUGUUAGUUUGUUUGAUUGUUUGUAAAUCGUUUGAGUUGGAUCUUUGUUUGGUUUUGACCAUAAAUUUGCAAUUCAAUUGUAACUGUCGUGUGACAAAGUUUCAUAUAAUUUACACU
This is a messenger RNA of Symsagittifera roscoffensis, 1704 nucleotides long. RefSeq lists its product as uncharacterized. Bases 731 to 1564 code for a protein of 277 amino acids. The transcript is spliced from 2 exons. The record is from RefSeq and is a predicted model, not a curated record. NCBI's taxonomy places the organism in Eukaryota, Metazoa, Xenacoelomorpha, Acoela, Convolutidae.